AUGAUAGCGCGUGUUACGCCGACCGAAAUACAUUCAGUCACUCAGUCUGUUGCCGACCGUCGAUUCGAGAACUUUGCGCCACUCUCCGACAACUUCACAACUUCCACACGGAUAGCGCAAUGUGAAUGCGGAGUUAUGUCUGCCACCGAAGUUAAAAAGUGCGAUAGUUCGGACGCUAAGAAGUUCCAGGGCAACAAUUUGAAUCCCAGUUAUACCGUUCGCGUUGUUUGUUGUGUCUUCUUCAUUUUCCUGACUGAGAUUUGCCUUUCGCACUACGUGUACCGGCUUAUAAAUUCGGAGAUUCGCAGUGAGUUUGUAUCGAAGAGCGACUUCCGGCAAUUUUUUAUCAACGAGUUACGCAGCGCCGGAGGUAGAGAUGAAAUUUUGAGAGUUUUGGAGGAGUUCAAGUUUGGCGAAAGGAAGAACAACACGAGGGAGAAGAGAAACGCCAACAAGCAUGGCACAAAUUACUUACCGAUGGCACCUAAGGAUAUCAUCGAGAUCGUGGGCAAUGACGAUGAGAAAACGUCCACAACUGGACAGGAUGGUAUUUGGUUGACGAGCACCAGUAAAAUUGCGGCAUCAACGUUGGAAGUUUAUUGCAAAAAAUUAGAAGCUUAUUGUCCCCUGCCUGAACAGGGAAAGCCAGGUCUUCCCGGCGUGAAAGGCGAUAGAGGUCUCCCGGGCAUUCCUGGACCCAUGGGAGGACGAGGCUUGUCCGGUCAUCCCGGAUUGCCGGGCGAGAAGGGUCAGAAGGGUGAGAUAGGUCGUGACGGAUUGGACGGCAGAGAUGGUAUUCCGGGCGAACCGGGACUGGACGGUUUGCCCGGAAGGAACGGACACGAUGGGAUACCCGGAAAUGACGGGCUGCCUGGAAUGAACGGAAAGCACGGAAUCGAUGGACAAAAGGGAGAACAAGGCCCGCCAGGACCCCAAGGACCACCUGGAUCUAAAGGUAUGACUGGGCCAAGGGGAAGACCUGGGAGACCUGGAAAUCAUGGAACGCCUGGAAUUCCCGGAAUAACCGCAUACACAACACGGGAUAACGCUACGAAACUACUUAUACCGCCCUCCAUUGCAGGGGUGCAUUUAGGUCCCGUGGGUCCAAUUAUUGUCCAAGAGGGCGAAAAUUUGCGUCUGCAUUGUUCUGCCACCGGCACGCCAACCCCCAGGAUUACGUGGCAACGUAUUGAUAACAAACCCAUUAAUCGAGGAGCAUGGCAAGACAUCAACAUCGCCGGUCCGACUCUCAAUUUGACGAGAGUUAACCGCGACCACAUCGGCACAUAUUUGUGUAUUGCUGACAAUGGAGUGCCACCGCAAGCCAACCAAACCUACGCUUUAGAAGUCCACUUCCCGCCUUUGAUCAGAAUACGACAUCAAAUGGUGGAAGUCGUAAACGGAUCCACGGCCGUUUUAGAAUGUGAAACCGAAGGAUUUCCUGAGCCGGUUAAAUUUUGGGAGAGGUCAGAUGGAAUGCUCCUGGAGCAUGGUGGUAAAUACCGGAUCGAUAAUUCCGAAACUGUGGGCUACAAAUCAAAGAUGCAAUUGAAUAUUACACGGGUCAAUGCCAAUGAUUUCCUAUAUCUGUACGCUUGUGUUAGCAAGAACUUACUACAGAGGACCAGAGGGGAAAUCACCAUUUACGAGGUCGAUUCGUACAAGAAGUCGAGGUCUCAGAUGGGUUCAGAUUUUGGGAAAGAUCCGACGGUGUACGGGGUCUUACCGCCCGACCGAAAAUCUCUGGAGGAUCUCUGUGGUCCUCCAGUUCUGUGUCCCGAGUGUGAGAACAAGUGCAGCCCCGGCGGAGUGUCACUAAUAGAUCUGAUCAGUCAUUGGGAAGUCAGACAGUUGGACAUCAACAUGACGUUAAUCGGACUUGGUAAAAGAACAACCGAUUGUGUUUUAUAUGCCGUUGGCAAACCUGUAUACAAUAGUUUCACUGAGCACAAUUACGGGUGUUGGAUGCGUGAAACAAUUUCUUCCAACGAAAAGAACUAUGAGAAGUUCUGGGCCACUUACGAGGACUACCCACACAAAUUAUACGAGUUCGACAACAAAACGGUGUAUAAAAACAAUAAGCCAUCAAAGGAGUACAUGAUUCCCAGUAAGUUUGAGGGCAGUACCCAAGUUAUAUACAACGGUUGCUUUUAUUAUAAUGAACACGGAAAAAAUAAAAUUGUUAAAUACAAUUUGAGCUCAGAAUCUAGCUCGUUUUUGGAUAUACCCUUCGAUAACGUGCAGGACAAACUUUAUUCUGGUCAAUACAGCCACAUGGACUUCAGUGUUGACGAUAAUGGUCUCUGGGUAAUCUUUCCCAUCCCCAACAGCAACAACACCGCCGUCAUGAAGCUGGAUGUUGAUAAGAUGAUGCCUCAGAAGAUUUGGAACGUCAGCAUAGACCACCAUAAGGUCGGCGAAAUGUUCAUAGUUUGUGGCGUUCUCUAUGCUGUCGACAGUGUUUCUAUUACCAACACCAAGAUUAGAUUUGCCCUGGAUUUGUACAAGGAUAUUUUGCUCGAUGUGAACCUUUCAUUCUCAAACCCCUUCAGGAAGACCACCAUGAUUGGCUACAAUCACAGGAAUAAGGAGCUGUACACUUGGGACAAGGGCAAUCAACUGACGUACCCAGUGAGGUACCACGAAAUCGGUUACAAUUUGACUGGAAGGGAGGACAAAAUGGAGAAUAUGGACAAUCCGUCGCCUCAGAUGCAAACUAGCUUUGAAUUAUAUGUUUAAUCUUAUAAAAUGUAACAUCGGAAUUAAAACUAUUCUGUAAAUAUUUUGUGUGUGUAAUAUCCAAUAACUAGGUUUGUAAUUUCGAAAUAAAAUUACGUUUCUA
Messenger RNA from Aethina tumida (small hive beetle), 2842 nucleotides. RefSeq lists its product as uncharacterized. Gene Ontology annotation, biological process: signal transduction. NCBI's taxonomy places the organism in Eukaryota, Metazoa, Arthropoda, Insecta, Coleoptera, Nitidulidae. The record is from RefSeq and is a predicted model, not a curated record. The transcript has 14 exons. The coding region runs from base 1 to 2739 and encodes 912 amino acids.